This is a messenger RNA of Coffea eugenioides, 1089 nucleotides long. RefSeq names its product F-box protein CPR1-like. The coding region runs from base 1 to 1089 and encodes 362 amino acids. Lineage: Eukaryota; Viridiplantae; Streptophyta; Magnoliopsida; Gentianales; Rubiaceae. Gene Ontology annotation, molecular function: protein binding. The transcript has a single exon. The record is from RefSeq and is a predicted model, not a curated record.
AUGGUACACAUUCACAUACCUGAGGAAAUUAUUGUUGAGAUGCUCUCUAGAUUGCCGGUGAAAUCGAUUUUGAAAUUCAAGUUGGUUUGCAAGUUAUGGAACUCUUUGCUAUCCGAUCCUCGGUUCAGUUUGGCAACUAAAGGUAGAGAACACGCGAUCUUCUGGUGUAGUGGCAAAAGAUGUUUUAGUUCUUUAGACCAUCAGUAUGCAAUCCGAGAGAUUCCUAGGCAAUGUUGGGAUCGACAGCAUUUAGAUUUUCUGGGAUCUUGUAACGGUUUGCUGCUCUUCAGUACUUAUGGUACCCGUUACGACUGCUAUAGUUAUUGUUACUUCUAUCUUUUGAACCCAUCAACAAGAUCUUUUAGAGGUUUGAUCAACUUCGGCAGGAGGAUAUUGUAUGGUGAAAACCGUAUAACUGAUUAUCCAGUGGCCUAUGGAUUUUGCUUCGACAAGUUGUCAGAUGAUUACAAAGCAAUAAUGGUGUAUUAUUCUUCUUCAUCAUUUCCUUCUCAAAGGGCUCUUGUUUUUAGCUUGAAGAGGGGAACAACUUUAAGAGAUGUCAGUCUCCCCUACAUGCUUAGGGGAACAGGGGUUUUAGCCAAUGGCAAUUUGCAUUGGAUAGACGUAAAUGGUCAGGAGAUCAUUGGCGGUGACUUGAUUGUUUGUUUUGAUGAAACCACCAACAGAUUUAGCAAAUUACCCACGCCAGCAGUGGUACGUGGUGGGAAUAAGCCUAUUUACAGGCUGGGAGUUUUGGACGGAUGCCUUUGCAUGUCUAGAUAUACUGCUGGAAUUUAUACAUUCAAGUGCGAGCUUUUUGUUAUGCGAGAAUAUGGUGUGAAGGAAUCUUGGGCUACUUUGUGCGCUAUAUCUGGUGGAGCGAAUUUGAAAAGUGUGAGGGGGUGGGAGCCUCUCUUCUUCACCAAGUCCGGCGAGGAGUUAUUGAUCUCAGGCUCUUAUUGUAUAUUGGCUUACAAUGUAAAAACCAAGUCACUCAAGGAAAUUCACACAUAUUCCGGCCAGGAAUCCUAUGUUGGUCCUCUUAGGUAUGUGGAAAGUCUGAUACCGCUGGGAAACUUUGAGAGAUGA